Messenger RNA from Vitis riparia (riverbank grape), 3040 nucleotides. Its product is annotated as pentatricopeptide repeat-containing protein At2g40720. Gene Ontology annotation, molecular function: protein binding; RNA binding. Lineage: Eukaryota; Viridiplantae; Streptophyta; Magnoliopsida; Vitales; Vitaceae. Gene Ontology annotation, biological process: RNA modification. The record is from RefSeq and is a predicted model, not a curated record. The transcript has 2 exons. The coding region runs from base 282 to 2792 and encodes 836 amino acids.
CACAAAGUUUUUAAGAUUUGGUUUCUGAUUUAAAAAAAAAAAAGAAAGAAAGAAAGAAAGGGAGAAGAAGAAAAGGGACAGGAGAAUGAGGAUGGUGGUUUUUCUAUCAUAAUUCUUCACAAUUUAUAGAGAUAUUUCCAAUUAUAAUAAAAAAAAUAAUUGAGGGUGAUAUGGAAACGCAAAAAUUGAAUUAGGUUCGUUGUUUUCAUUUUUAUAAAUGAGAAGCUUGUGAAGGCUAUUUUCAUUUUCUCCUCCAUACCCAUUUUUACAGAGAUGAUGAGAUGCAUUUCAAUCAAUUCAUUUCUAGAAAAUUUUAUAGUCUGAGACAAACAGAGGUCUCACCCUCGAUCAAUUCCAAGAUCAAGGCCUUAGUUCAACAAGGAAAAUAUUCCCAAGCCCUGGAAUUACACUCCAAAACACCCCAUUCCGCUCUCACCACCGCCAAAUUCACCUUCCCAUCUCUUCUCAAAACCUGUGCCUCCCUUUCAAAUCUCUACCAUGGAAGAGCAAUCCAUGCCUCCAUUGUCACAAUGGGUCUACAAUCUGAUCCAUACAUAGCCACCUCUUUGAUCAACAUGUAUGUGAAAUGUGGGUUACUCGGGAGUGCACUCCAAGUGUUUGACAAAAUGUCUGAGAGUAGAGACUCAGCUCCAGACAUCACUGUUUGGAACCCUGUGAUUGAUGGGUACUUUAAAUAUGGCCAUUUUGAGGAGGGUCUUGCUCAGUUUUGUAGAAUGCAGGAACUUUCAUGGUACAUGGCAGGGAGGCAAAUUCAUGGUUACAUUAUCAAAAACAUGUUUGAGGGUGACCCUUAUUUGGAGACAGCACUGAUUGGGAUGUACUCCAGUUGCAGUAGACCAAUGGAGGCUUGGAGUCUGUUUGGUAAGCUGGAAAAUAGAAGCAAUAUUGUAGCAUGGAACGUGAUGAUUGGGGGGUUUGUUGAGAAUGGGAUGUGGGAAAAAAGCUUGGAAUUGUAUUCAUUGGCUAAGAAUGAGAACUGCAAACUUGUUUCAGCAUCAUUUACUGGUGCAUUCACUGCUUGCUCUCAUGGUGAAGUUCUAGACUUUGGCAGGCAGGUUCAUUGUGAUGUGAUAAAAAUGAAUUUCCAGGAUGACCCUUAUGUCUGCACUUCCCUCUUAACCAUGUAUGCCAAGUUUGGAUCAGUUGAGGAUGCCAAAAAGGUUUUUGAUCAGGUACUGGACAAAGAAGUUGAACUAUGGAAUGCAAUGAUUUCAGCUUUUAUCGGUAAUGGUCAUGCUUAUGAUGCUUUGAGGCUCUACAACAAGAUGAAAGCAGGUGAAACCCCAGUUGAUUCAUUCACUAUUUCAAGUCUUUUAUCAGGUUGCAGUGUGGUUGGAUCGUAUGAUUUUGGUAGGACAGUUCAUGCAGAAGUAAUAAAGAGAUCGAUGCAGAGUAAUGUUGCUAUACAGAGUGCAUUGUUGACAGUGUACUGCAAAUGUGGAAGUACGGAAGAUGCUGAUUCAGUUUUUUAUACAAUGAAGGAAAGGGAUGUUGUAGCAUGGGGCUCCAUGAUUGCGGGUUUUUGCCAGAACAGAAGGUUCAAGGAUGCUCUGGAUUUGUUCAGAGCCAUGGAGAAGGAAGGGGUGAAAGCAGACUCCGAUGUUAUGACUAGUGUGAUCAGUGCGGGUUUGGGACUGGAGAAUGUAGAACUGGGUCACUUAAUCCAUGGAUUUGCUAUUAAGCGUGGAUUAGAAUCGGAUGUCUUUGUCGCUUGUUCCCUGGUUGAUAUGUACUCCAAAUUUGGUUUUGCAGAGAGCGCUGAAAUGGUAUUCUCUAGUAUGCCAAACAAGAAUCUGGUGGCUUGGAAUUCUAUGAUUUCAUGCUAUUCCCGGAAUGGCCUUCCAGAGAUGUCCAUCAAUCUUCUUCCUCAAAUUCUACAGCAUGGCUUCUACCUGGAUUCCGUCUCCAUUACCACUGUCCUUGUUGCGGUUUCAUCAGUUGCAGCACUGCUUAAAGGGAAGACUUUGCAUGCAUACCAGAUAAGACUACAAAUUCCAUCCGACCUUCAAGUGGAGAAUGCAUUAAUCGAUAUGUAUGUGAAGUGUGGAUGUUUGAAAUAUGCUCAGUUGAUCUUUGAAAACAUGCCCAGAAGAAACCUAGUGACAUGGAACUCAAUGAUAGCUGGUUAUGGAUCUCAUGGGAACUGCGAAGAAGCAGUCAGAUUAUUUAAAGAGAUGAAGAGAUCGGAAACAGCUCCCGAUGAGGUAACUUUUCUUGCCCUGAUCACAUCUUGCAGCCAUUCUGGUAUGGUUGAAGAAGGCCUGAAUCUAUUUCAAUUGAUGAGAAUCGAGUAUGGGGUUGAGCCUAGAAUGGAGCAUUAUGCGAGUGUAGUUGACCUAUUGGGCCGUGCUGGACGCUUGGACGACGCUUAUAGCUUCAUACGGGGCAUGCCCAUUGACGCUGACAGGAGUGUUUGGCUAUGUUUAUUGUUUGCCUGUCGAGCUCAUCAGAACAUGGAGCUUGGGGAGUUGGCUGCUGAUAACCUACUGAAGAUGGAGCCAGCCAGGGGCAGCAACUAUGUGCCACUGCUGAACCUUUAUGGAGAAGUCGAGAUGUGGGACAGGGCUGCAAAUUUAAGGGCAUCUAUGAAGGAGAGGGGCUUGAAGAAGAGUCCCGGAUGCAGUUGGAUUGAAGUGAAAAACAGGGUUGAUGUUUUCUUCUCAGGAGACUCAUCUUCCACAAGGAGGAUCGAUAUCUACGAGACAUUGAAUAGUCUUAAGAGUAACAUGGAAGGGAAAGGAUGCUCCUAUGAAGGGAUUGAGGUGUGUUAAGAUCCUGUUCGUGAUGAUUUCUAAAUAAAUCAAGAUUUUUCAAUCGUUUCAUAUGGGCAGGACAGAUCAGAAGAACAAGCAAGAUAAGAUAAUUCUUUAUGUGAUCAAGGAAACAGUAGGAGUAACUCUUUGUUUCUCUGCUUUCAAAUUUGUCAAGAUACAAGAUUGAAACUUCAUACACCCAACACCUCUUGUUGGUCCAUUCUGACUUAUCCGGUAACGUAAUAAUCAGUAAACUCAUCUGAUUU